AUGUCGUCUUUGAAGAAAGUACCUGAUCCCAAUGAAUUAGCGCCUACUUCAUCCUGUUCCCCGGGACAAGUCGAAGCAGGCGUCAUCAGCAAUAAUGUCCGGACAAGCACACAUCGAGGGAUCACCGCCCGGCACAGCCAGAUGAUUGCAUUAGGAGGUACGAUUGGAACUGGCUUGUUUGUCGGCUCCGGUCAAGCAUUGGCCCGUGUCGGUCCAGGGUUCCUUCUGUUCGCCUAUUGCGUACUCGGCUUUCUCAUCUACUCCAUGAUCACGGCGACGACUACGGUUAGUGCCUACUUGCCACUACCAGGCUCGUCCAUGGCUUCAUAUGCAGGCCGCUAUGCUUCCAAAAGCUUGGGAUUUGCAAUGGCGUGUCUUUAUUGGUACUCAUUUGCAAUCAUUGUGGCAUAUGAGAUCACUGCGGCGGCUUUGGUCAUUGAUUAUUGGCCCAACGGCGUUCAUACUGGCGUCUGGGUUACUAUUCUGCUGGUUGUCGUCGUGGGGCUAAAUUUAUCCCCUGUAGCAGUUUAUGCCGAGACAGAGUUUUGGUUCGCCUCAACAAAGGUAAUUAUGCUAUUGGCGCUAUUGAUAUUGUCUGUAGUCUUGUGCUUAGGUGGUGGGCCAAACCAUGAGCGCCUCGGCUUUGGCUAUUGGCAGGAACCAGGAGCUUGGAACUCAUACUUGGUUGACGGCGCUGCCGGGAGAGUUUGUGCCUUUGUUUACGCUUUGGUAUAUUCGUCUUUCUCUUUCGGCUUCGGUCCAGAGCUAAUCGUGCUUACUGGUGGCGAGAUGAAAUCUCCGCGUCGCAACCUGAUCAAAGCCGCAAAUACAUUCAUCUUAAGGCUUUGUAUCUUUUACAUACUUGGCGCGCUUGCGAUUGGUGUCAUUUGUCCAAGCAACGCCUCAGGACUUACCAGUGGCUCUAGUGAUGCAGCAGCUUCCCCCUGGGUUAUUGGCAUCAAACAGGCUGGCAUCAAAGGCUUGGACCAUGUUGUCAAUGCUGGUAUUGUUAUAUCCGCCUGGUCUUCGGCAAAUGCCUAUCUUUACAUGUCAAGCCGAACACUGUAUUCUGCAUCAGUCAACGGAGGUGCCCCAAAGAUCUUUUCGCGUUGCAUGAAAAACGGCCUGCCCAUUUAUGCAGUUUUGCUCUGCUCCAGUUUUGCAUUGCUGGCAUAUCUCAACGUCGGGACAUCAACUGGAGUUGUCUUCAACUGGCUCAUCAAUCUCACGAACAGUGCUAUCUUUAUUUCUUGGAUAUGUAUUUCUUUCGUGUUCCUCAGAUUCACACGAGCUUGCGAAGUGCAAGGAGUCAAAGAUUUACCCUACACUUCCGUACUACAACCUUACGCUGCAUACGCCAAUAUCGCAAUCUUCUCAGUUCUGUUACUUCUCAAUGGCUUCACCGUAUUUUUCCCAGGGCAGUGGGAUACUUCCAUCUUUCUCACAUCGUAUCUCGGCAUUCCGAUCUUCCUGGUGCUCUUUGCAGUACAUCGGUUUAUGCACCACCAAGAGCAUACAAUCAUUCCCUCAGAACAGGUAGACCUGCGCACGGGUAUGAAUGAGAUUAUUGCCGUUGAAGACGACUCGGCCUCAUCAGGCCUGAAGCAGCCCUUGAAGAUGAAACUACGCGCCGCUCAUCAGCGACUACUUUCUAGAACGCAUGUUGGCGCGUAA
Molecule: messenger RNA, 1674 nt
Organism: Pestalotiopsis fici W106-1
Lineage: Eukaryota; Fungi; Ascomycota; Sordariomycetes; Amphisphaeriales; Sporocadaceae
Exons: 4
Coding region: 1-1674 (557 amino acids)
Biological process (GO): amino acid transmembrane transport
Cellular component (GO): membrane
Molecular function (GO): amino acid transmembrane transporter activity
Source: RefSeq, a predicted model, not a curated record